GCCUAGCUCUCUUCGACUUCAAGAACACCGGUCUCAGUCUUGGAUUGCCCAGGACCUUCGUGUUGAAUCGCAUCGUACCGACUCUUCACCUACACUCGUCUUCAAGAUGGCGGACAGCAUGUGCGGUCCGUCCAACGGCGCCAAGAACUUUCUGGCCCAUGUUGACCGAGAUCGCGCGCUUCACCAAGAUCGUCUCGUCAACACGCCUCAGGCUGGCGCUGGGAACGCUUUCCGAUCGCAGACGUCCUUCUCCGAUGGCGCCGAGGCAGCUUUCGGGAGCUUCCAGCAGGGCGGCGCGGCUAUCGACGCAAACAUCGGUCCCGGGCUGGACAUGAACGGAAUCGGUCCGCUUGGGUACCACCCAACCGGUGCUAGAACUUUUGGUCACCCAGUUCCGGGCGUCCCAACGACGAUGGGCCAUAUCGGCCCUGGCGCUCCUGCUGCUCGCCUGGCGUCUCCUGCCACCGGCGGCGCCUCGCACCAAGAGUGGGUGAGCCAGUUUUCGGGCAUGCAGCUCGGGCCUGGCGCGGCUGGACCCAGCACUGCGAUGUCAGCUCCGGCGCCCGCGGGCACCAUAACUCCGAUGAACCCGGUCCUGAACAUGCAGCAGGCGCCGUUCGCUAUGCCCAUGUACGGCGGCGCAUCCCCAGGUCUCUUUAGUUUCCAGAACCCAGGCAUAAACCCUGUCGCUCAGCAGGCGCCCCAAACCGUUCUCUCACAAGAUACCGCCGCUGCUGCAAUCGACGUUGAAGCUUUCAACCGCGCGUUUGGCGAAUACGACGAUGCCAACUUUGAAUCCGAGCUCGCCGAGUGGACCGAGAAGCAGAAGCUCGCUAACAGCGAGUUCGCCGAGGCACAAGACAAUUGGAUGGCCGAGCAUGGGCCGCGAGUCGAGACCACAGCGGACGUCAAACCCCCUACGGCCGACGAGAUGGAGGUCAUCGACGCCAACCUAGAGAAGAUGGCGCAAGAGCAGGACAAGCGCCGAUCCGACGACGAGCUCGCGCGCGCUGCCGUCGAUAUUGUCAAUGCGGUCGCCGACAACACUUCGGAGAAGUUCAAGAACUCGCGUUUCUUCGAGCUGAUGCGCCGCAUCGGCAACCGCGAGGUCGUUGUCGAGGGCGACAGCUUCGUCAAUGCCACGACGGGUGAGACGGUCAACACGGCGCAUGACGACGACACCGAGGACUCGGGCGUCGGUUUCGACGCAGUUACGCCCGAGAAGAGCACCGACAGCGUCCCGCCCGCCGCCGAGGGCCAGAGCGCUUGAUCACCGACGAGCCGAUCGCGCUCCUGCCGGCCAAGUCAUCCAGGCUAGGGCGAAUGUCGACUUAUAGCAAGCAUCAACCUCGCUUGACCUGUUAUACCUACAGAUGUACUAUAUAUUGUUACGCCGCCACGUCGCUGCACCGCACCUUUUGACGCUUUGCACAUUUGCUUUCCCGUGUUCUUUUCUUUUCUCUCAUUUCACCCCUAGCUGUACGCAUAUGAGCUUGGAAUUGGUCUCUUUGCUUCGACGAGCAGAGCCCUCUUCGCAACGAAUCCUGUUGGCAAUGGCAUGGCAGAUGGAUAUGGGGCCAAACCUGUGUGGAUUUGCAUAC
Messenger RNA from Parathielavia appendiculata, 1601 nucleotides. RefSeq lists its product as uncharacterized. The transcript has 2 exons. Bases 107 to 1270 code for a protein of 387 amino acids. NCBI's taxonomy places the organism in Eukaryota, Fungi, Ascomycota, Sordariomycetes, Sordariales, Chaetomiaceae. The record is from RefSeq and is a predicted model, not a curated record.